Pogoniulus pusillus (Red-fronted tinkerbird) is the source of this 7562-nucleotide messenger RNA. Its product is annotated as protocadherin beta-15-like. The coding region runs from base 2741 to 5287 and encodes 848 amino acids. The transcript is spliced from 2 exons. The record is from RefSeq and is a predicted model, not a curated record. Gene Ontology annotation, cellular component: plasma membrane. Gene Ontology annotation, molecular function: calcium ion binding. NCBI's taxonomy places the organism in Eukaryota, Metazoa, Chordata, Aves, Piciformes, Lybiidae. Gene Ontology annotation, biological process: homophilic cell-cell adhesion.
GAUGCCAUGAAGCAGUAACUCAUUAUCAUGGUGCAGGACAAUGUACCACCACCACCAUCACAGCACUGAGUGAACUCCUACAUGAUGACUUCUCAGACAUGUACCUGUUGCACAGAAGUCUGGUGCAGAGGAUGAGGAUGACUCCUUGACAACUUCUUUAAUAAUGGUCUUUUUCUCAUUCCUCUUCCUCAUGUCUACAGCUGCCUUCAUUGCUUGCAAGGUGUGCAAGAGAAAGGAGUUGAAGGGUGGCCAUGAGCUUUAUAGUGCCAGCAAUUUGCAGGGCAGCCUGGCAAUAUGGUCAUGGCAGGGAGUCUGCCCCACCCCUAUUGCUUCACGAUCAGCCUCACAGUAUGCUCAGCAACAGAGAGCUCAAGUUCCUGAAGCUCAGCCUGCCAUGAAACCACUGUGCCAUGGGUGAUGGUACUGCCAAUGAGUUGUGUUUCCCUUGUUCAAUCGUGUUGAACCUUCUCUUACCUGUUCCCCUUCAGAAGGACUGGCACUCCAGGUGUAAUAACAAAGUGUUUAAAUGCAGGUGUGUGGCACUGAAUAUUGGCAAACUCUCACACUGUUGUGCUGCAGAUCCGAAGUGCAGCAAUUAAAACUGAGCUCCCCUUGUGUGUGAAAGUGAAAUAAGGAGAGCACCUGAAGGCCUUGUGUGGAGACAGGUGACUCUGUAGAGGUGUUGUUCCUGGGAAAGCUCUGUGAAUAUUCUCAAAAGGCUUUUCUUCUUCUGAUGCUCCUUGGCUGAGGUAAGGGUGAGCAGGUCCAUUCCUUUAGUUUGGUGAUGAGGCCUACAGUGGACAAUCAGGACAGUCAUAGGGUGGAGGGAAUUGCAGGCAGGACUCUGUGGGUCUUCUGAGCACUGACUUUCUGUCUGUGACAGGGUCCCCUUCAAUCCAGGUCAGGGGAAAGUUUUCCUUCCCUCAAGAAGGGCCGUGGGUGUGGUGAAGCAUCUACAAAGCACUGAGGAGGAGAUGUUGAACUCUCCCUCUCUACUGAGAACUUCAUCUGUAGAUGUCAAGUUUAAAACUUUUAUAGAGGAGUAUGGAAAGACACACCAACCACAUCACAAGGGUCAGAAGAGACCCCCUUGUUUGCUGAAUCUCACAGAGAGGAGUCUGAGUGUGACUGGAUCCAGCCUUAGACCCUGACUAUAAGGAAGAAUUUACAUCUCAGGUUCUGACAGAGUUGUUGUUUUUUCAAGUCGAGCAGAACCAUGAACAUGCCCAGACUUCUCCUCCAACCAGCUUGUUUAGCAGCCACUCUUCAUCUAUGAUGAAUGGAAUAACAUCAUUUCAAUUUUACUACUCAUCUGAUUUCAUCAUCCUCUUUUCUUCUCUGGGAGACACCUGGGACCUCAUUGUCCAAGACUCCCAGUACUUCCCCAUUUAUACUAAGCAAAAGUUCAAGUGAUGUUUAGCUACAGUUUGCACCCUGAGACUUCAUCUCUCCAGUCUCUCAUGCUCAGCACUCCCACUAAUCAAAACAAGCUUCAGUUCAACCCAGUUUAAAGUGAUCACAAAAUUAAUUCAACUAUGAAACUAUUUUCACCUGAAACAACCUUUCUUUUGUUUUAUUCAGUGUUAUAAAUAGAAUUUUAUCCUUCCUUUUAUCCUUAUGUAAGAGUUAAACUGGUCUUGGAGGCAGCUAUGUGUCUCUCCAGCCCAUUGUGUGUGCAUUUCCCAGAGCUCUCUGCUUGCUGGAUAGGAGCAAUUACAGAGUCAGCCCAUCCUCAAGGUAGAUGAUGAGUGUCUGACUCUGAUUUUAUCCAGUUUCUGGCACAGACCCUGGCUCAUACUGACAGCCUGUAGCCAGGAUCCUUUGCUCUCCCCUCCCACCUCUGCUUCCCGAUAAUUGUUCCCUUUAGACUCCCUUUUGAUGAAGUUUGAUUCUAUCUCUAAUCACCUAAUCAUAAACUCUGUGUAUUCCCAGAACCUUUCUCAAUCACCUCGAAAUCAGUUUUAUCUCUCCUCUCUGGUCUUUCCUGAUGCUUUGUUUUCAUUGUUUGUUUGACCUCAUGUAUCAUUUAGAAAGUUUCUGAUGCAUCCUCCAAGACGUGGCAUGUGUAUGAUUCCUCUAAUGUCUCGUCAAUAGGCAUCAUUAUGGAGCUAUUGUCUCCAUUAGCUUCUAUUUGUUAGCAUCUGGGCACCCAGAGGGUUAAUUUAUAAUCUCUCUCAGAUGUUUCAUUGCCGGUACACGAGUUCAGGUUUGACUUCUGACUGCAAGAAGCUUCGAGUUAUUUCUAAGAUCGGGAGAGGAGAAAGGCCAGUGUGCCUCCAAAACAUGCAAGCAGGUUGCAGAGUGACAAUGUUUUUGCGCGGAUGGGGACAUGUUAACACAAAAAUGCCAGAGAGUGACACAGCUUAACGUGAGUGCCAGAGCUAGCAGGCGACAGAGUGGGACACUCGCGUAAAGGGGAAGAAUUUGCUUUUGAGGUCUUUCCUGACACCACAGAUCUGGCUCCGCUUCUAUUCGAAAGGAGCAACUGGAAGCCCCAAAGUCCAAGGCAGCAGCACCAAUCCGAAACAGAAGAGCCAUUCCCGCUGCCGACGCUGGGUGGCAGUGUUGACCACGGACCAGCAGCUUCCUCUCCCCGCCCAGCCUCUGCAGCACCGGCAGACAAAAACCGAGCUGCCUGGGCAAGGGCGGAGAGACAAACAGCCGGGCUGCUCGGGAGCCUGCAGAAGCCCUUCCUCUCUGUCCCUGGCGAGUAAGGCUCCACCUGGGACGCUGCUUGGAAAUGCCGGAAAGCCAGGGGGACGGUGUCUGCCUUCUGUGGAGAAGAACGGCGUGGAACGGGAGACGGAGCAGAGGCAGCCCCAGGCAAGUGAUCUCCUUCCUUCUGUGCGUUUGCGUGUGGCAGAGCGCGGCCGAAAGCCUCCGCUAUUCUCUGGCGGAGGAGAUGGAGAGGGACUCGUUGGUGGGCAAUAUCGCGCAGGACCUGGGGCUUGCUCCGAGCCAGCUGGCGGCUCGCAAGGCGCGCGUUGUGUCCGAUGAGAACCAGCAAUUCUUCCGCCUGAACCCGAGCAGCGGAGUGCUGACGGCCAAGGAGUCUCUGGACCGGGAGGAGAUCUGUCCGCAGAGCGAGACCUGCAUGCUGUUCUUUACGCUUUUCCUUGACAACCCGUUGGAGCUGAUCCGAGGGGAGGUGGAGGUUCUUGAUGUUAACGACAACUCCCCCCUGUUCCCACAGAAGGAAAUUGUUUUAAAGAUUCCCGAGACGACAGUUCCCGGGUAUCGUUUCCCUAUCGAAAGUGCCCACGACAAAGACGUGGGCAUCAAUGGUUUGCAGAAUUACAGCCUCGAAUAUAAUUCACAUUUCUCCCUCGAUGUCGCAAGAGAGGAAACUGGAGUAGAGCUAGUCCUAGAGCGGCCUCUGGACCGUGAAGAGCAGCAAGAGAUGACUUUACAUCUUAACGCCAUCGACGGAGGCUCUCCACCUAGGUCAGGCACGGCAAAGAUCCGGAUCGUGGUGCUGGAUGUCAAUGACAACACUCCAGUGUUCAACAAGAAGGUCUACGAAGUCCGUCUGGCUGAGAAUAGCCCCCCAGGGCAGCUAGUGGUUAGGAUUGCAGCAACGGAUCCCGACGAAGGAUCCUAUGGGAAGGUGCAGUACUCCUUCACCCAGACAUCCGAGGAAUUCCGACAGCUCUUCGAUUUGAACCCUGACACGGGGGAGAUUCGAGUGGCAGGCAGCUUAGACUUUGAAGAAGUGAAAAAACACGAGAUGAUGGUGAAAGCCACCGACGGGGGAGAACUAUUCUCGCACUGUAAAGUGUUGGUGGAAGUCACGGAUGUCAACGACAACGCUCCGGAGAUACAGCUGACCUCACACACUGCCUCCAUUCCUGAGGACGCUCCGCCACGCACCGUCGUGGCACUCUACAGCGUGCGGGACCGGGACUCAGGUGACAACGGCAGAACGGAGUGCAUCAUCGAUGGAGACUUGCCCUUCACUCUCACCCCCACCUUCGGGAAUUUCUACGAGCUGAGAACCAGCGCGGCGCUGGACAGGGAGACGAGGGCAGAGUACAACAUCAGCAUCCGAGCGACGGACUGGGGCCAGCCGCGCCUGAGCGCCCUUGAAAGCCUGUGGGUGCAGGUGGGGGACGUGAACGACAACGCCCCCGCCUUCAGCCAGGAGCUGUACAGCCUGUGGGUGACGGAGAACAACAGGCCGAUGGUGCGCAUCGGGCGCGUGCAGGCGAGCGACGCGGACGCGGGCAGCAACGCGCGCGUGCAGUACGCGCUGGUGCGCGGGGAGGGCGCGGAGCAGCCCGCGCUGUCGGUGAACGCGGAGAGCGGCGAGGUGUACGUGGUGCGGGCGCUGGACUACGAGCGGCUGCGCGCCUUGGAGGUGCGGGUGCGCGCCACGGACGGCGGCUGGCCGGCGCUGAGCGCGCAGGCGGUGCUGCGCGUGCUGGUGCGCGACGAGAACGACAACGCGCCGGUGGUGCUGCACCCGGGCGGCGAGAGCGGCGCGGGCGCGGGCGAGCUGGUGCCGCGCUGGGCGCCGGCGGGCGACCUGGUGGCCAAGGUGGUGGCGGUGGACGCGGACGCGGGCCAGAACGCCUGGCUGUCGUACGAGCUGGCCAAGGCCACGGAGCCGGGGCUCUUCCGCCUCGGGCCGCACAGCGGCGAGCUGCGCACGGCCAGGGCCGUGGCCGAGCGCGACGCGCCCCGACACAGCCUCGUCGUGCUCGUGCGAGACCGCGGCCAGCCGCCGCGCUCGGCCAGCGCCACCCUCGCCGUCGCCCUGCUCCGCGACUUCUCCGACGCCCACGCAAGCCUCGCCCACGACCCGCCGCCCCACGAGCCCGACCACACGCUCACGCUCUACCUCAUCGCCUGCCUGGCCUGCGUCUCCGCGCUCUGCCUGGCCACCGGCCUGGCCGCGCUGCUCACGAAGCUGCGGCGGGACCGGCGCAAGCGCGCCGAGCCCUUGCCCACCUUCCCCACGGCUGUGCCCGACAGCGACGCGGGCUCCCUUCCCCGCAGCCUGGUGUACGACGUCUGCUUGGCCACCGGCACCCUGAGCAGCGACUUUCGCUUCCUCGGACCCUUCUUGCCCUGCUUCCCUGCCGAGGUGCCUCCAGGCGCGGCCCCUCAACGGAUCUCGGUGUGCUCGCAAGAUCCGACCAGCGUCGGUGAAGGAGGAAAUAGUGCCGCACAGGCUCCCCUUUCCAAAGACACAGGUCCUAGACCUGCUGAAGCAGCCUGUCCUGCAAACGUAGGGAUGGACCCUAGCACCGCUUCUGAUCAGAAACAUUGGCUCACGCACGAGUAAGUGAGGAGAAAGACAAGCUUCUCUGUCCUCACUGACCAAUAUCCUCGCAGAAAAGAUAAUGAGGAGACCAAACAGCUACUAAGAAAGUAUCACAGAGGUAGAAGUCUUCUCUGAGAGACCAAAACCUCCUCUCAUCUUGGGCACUACUUUAUUCAUGUAGGCAUUUUGUAGUUGUGACAUUGGAUGGAGGAGGACUCUGUUGCUUGCUAAUUACACUGAGAUUUGAUGCAUGUUUUUGAGACUGCUUCUGAAUCUUAAGGGAAAUGUUGAAAACAAGAAGCAGACCUUUGAGGUUAUCUUUUCCUACAUCACCUAUGUUUUAUUCCUCUCAUGGCUUUCUAAUAACAUUUUUUGUUUUCUGCAAUUUAGUCUUGCUUUCAAAGUUGUUCCUUAGUAACAGGGCUUCUGUGUUUAGCUCAUAUGUGGGGUGAAGUUGUAGCAGUUGUUCUAUUAUCCAGUGACCCCUUCCCAGCUGAGGAGAAUUUGUAAAAGGAGAUUCACAAGUCAAAAUAAAAACUGAUUUAAUGAAACAACAAAACUGGUACCAAAAUCAAUGUAAAAUGUAAAAAGUUAUGCUUUGCCCAGCAAAGCUGCAGUAGUCAGAAUGCACAGAGCAAGGCAGUCCUCAAGAGCAGGAGAAGGCUCCCUGACAGUGUAUUUAGUCAUUUAAUUGGUCUUCAUCUCAUUCCUCUUUCUCAUGUCCACAGCAGGCUUUGUUGCUUUCAUGGUGUGUAUGCAAGAGAAGCUCAAGUGUGGACAUGUGCUUUAUGCUGCUGGCAACCUGCAAGGCAGCCUGGUAUUGGAGCCUUGGCAGAGACCCUGCCCCAUGUCUAUUGUUACAAUAUCAGCCUCACAAUGGGCUUGGGAACAGGUAGUCCAAGUUCCUGAGGCCUAUCUUACUCAGCCUGCCACUACACCACUGUGGCCUGAGUAGUGGCACUGGUGAACAAGAUUGCCCCUGUCACUGCAGAGGACAUGGCGCAAUGCUGGGAUGCUCUGUCUGGGGCGGUUCAAUAGUGUUUCCUUUUGCUAUCAUGGAGUCAGCACAGGUAAAGACUUUAUGCCUUAGAGGAGGAAGGGAUCCAGGCUACAACAUGCAGCAAUGAUUCCACCAGAGUAACUCUGCAUUUGGAAAUGACAUCACUGAUCAUACCUUAAUUCUAAGCCAGAAAAAAGGUUAUCUUCACCAAAACAAAACCAAACGAAUGAAACUAAAAGCUCCCUCAUUCAAGCAAUAUGUAUCAGGUCUCUCACACCCAAGUUUGAAGUGCCUCAAAAGCACCUCCUUUCUUGAUUCACUUGCCUUCACACAGGACCCUAAACCUCAUACCUUAUGCUGUGUGGUACAAUGCUAAUUUCAGACAAACAAAUCACCCCUCCACUGAAAGGCACAGAGCCCUCAUUGCUGUUCAGGAAAGGAAAGGAGGUGUGACCAUUGAAUUAAAAUAAGUCACAAGUGUGGAACUCUGUAUUCUCUGAGUUCUGGAUGUCUCUCUCUGAGAUGUGUGACCUCUGUGUGCUUUGCCUUCCAAUCACUUUGUCUGUUAAUACAUUUGUGUAUCUGCACAUGAUGCAUGAAGGCUUUUUGCUUCAGCUGCUCCUAUCAAGCCAUUGCAAUGUGUCCAAUUGCUCCUGUCAAGCCAUUGCCAUGUGUCCAAACCCAGCUCAGCAGGGAAACUCUCUGACUCUCUUUUUCUUUAGGAGAGAGCAGCAAAAUGCACAAGAUCCUAAUCCAGCCCAUAAGUGAUUCUUUUUUUCAGGCUAAUUUCUGAGCAUUACCUUGGAAUAUAACAGCACUAAUGAUAUCAGGAUGGGUUGUCACUGCACAGAGUUGAGAAAAUAUGUUCAUUGUCUUUAGGUGCAUUGUAAAGAAACUCCAGGAGUACCUUCAAAAAGCAUUUUCCAAAGGUAGAAUUGAAAGAAACUUGGAAAAAUGGCCACUGAGUUCGGUCUCAUCUUUCCUGAUCUUGAAUUCAGAGACUUCUUGACGGGACUGGAAAGUUGUCUCAGUAUGAUCUGCUGGGUCUGUGCUAAAGUAUUUGCAUUCUCCGUUUUGCCCUUUCUACUUCUGCUCUGAACUGCUUCUAAGCCUUGUCUUACUCGUUCCUCUUCAGAAGGACUGUCACCCUGGGUCUAAUAACAGAGAGUUUGAAUGCAGGUAUGUGGCAUGGAAUAUUUGGAAGCCCUCACACUGUGUUGUGCUGCAGAUCCGAAGUGUAAUAUUUGAAAGUGGCAUCCCCUUGUGCAUGAAAGUGAAAUAAAGAGAACACCUGAA